Triplophysa rosa is the source of this 3755-nucleotide messenger RNA. RefSeq names its product phospholipid scramblase 2-like. Gene Ontology annotation, cellular component: plasma membrane. Lineage: Eukaryota; Metazoa; Chordata; Actinopteri; Cypriniformes; Nemacheilidae. Gene Ontology annotation, biological process: plasma membrane phospholipid scrambling. The transcript is spliced from 10 exons. The record is from RefSeq and is a predicted model, not a curated record. Bases 443 to 1357 code for a protein of 304 amino acids. Gene Ontology annotation, molecular function: phospholipid scramblase activity.
GGGGAGGAGAUAUUUUCAUAGAGAAAACGAUCGCUUCAUGUUUGGGCGUAUGCCACAAACCCAGUUUUUUAAAUAAAUCAAUCGAAAGCGCAAAGCGAAAGUGAAGAACUUUUCUUGUUUUCUAAACACCAGCAAUCAGAACUGCCUUGUGGGAAAUUGAAUCCUUUAGGCUUGUUUGUGGAGUCAAGCCUCAAGAGCUGAAGUAAAUGACAAGCAAAUAAAUCUAUAGCAGUGGCCACACCCACUUAUAACGUCAUAUGGCCUUUAUUGCUUCAGUGUGUUUCUCGUUGUCUGUCGUAAGGGCGAGUUACGCUGGACUUAAGUUCUUCCGGACCUGUUUUACUUGUGUUUCAACUACAAACAACCUCUGUACGUUUUCUUCUUCGCCCACACAGAGUUCCUGCUGAUUUGAGAGGUGCAAAUAAAAACACUUGUCUUCAACAUGUCUGGACCAGGCUAUCCAUCCCCAAACCAGCCUUCAUAUCCCAUGCCCCAGCCAGGGGGACAGUACAUGCCCCCCUAUCCCAUGGGAGGAUAUGGAGAUCCUGGACACGCGGCCCCACCUGCUGGAUUCCAAGUAGGGUACCAUUCGGGUCCAGACCAGACUAUCAUGUACCAGCCUGGUCCAACAACCAGUCCAUCUCACCAUGCACCUGCACCAAUGUCAGUUCCUUCUGGAGUACCACCUGGUCUGGAGUACCUCACUCAGAUUGACCAGGUCCUUAUUCACCAAAAAGUGGAGUUGUUAGAAGCAAUCAUUGGCUUUGAGACCAAUAACCAGUAUGAGAUCAAGAACAGCCUCGGCCAAAAGAUCUACUCGGCCAAAGAGAAAAAUGACUGCUGCACACGCAACUGCUGCGGUUCACUGCGUAGCUUUGACAUGAAGAUCAAAGAUAACACUGACCGAGAGGUCAUACGCCUCAUCCGACCUUUCCGCUGUGCCACCUGUUGGUGCCCAUGCUGCCUGCAAGAGCUCGAGGUGCAGGCGCCUCCGGGAACAACCAUAGGAUAUGUAAAACAGGACUGGCACCCUUGCUACCCAAAAUUCUCUAUCCAGGGACCGAAGAAAGAGACAUUGAUGAAGCUCGAGGGGCCCUGCUUGGCCUGUAAUUGCUGUGGUGACGUGAACUUUGAGCUCAAAGGCACAGAUGGUGGAAAGCCUAUUGGCCGCAUCAGUAAGCAGUGGAGUGGCCUGUUAAAGGAAGUCUUUACUGACACUGACAACUUUGGCAUCCAGUUUCCUUUAGACAUGGAUGUGAAAAUGAAGGCUGUCCUUAUGGGUGCCUGCUUCCUUAUCGAUUUCUUGUUCUUUGAAAAAGUUGGAGACAGCAACCAACGCAAUACUGUGUUUUCCUAGAGCAUGAGAAGGAUGUUACCUUGACCAAUAAGUAACUAGUCAAAGAUUUCAUGUAAACUUUUAUUAGUAUUUAGAGACUGUAUUCAGCGACCACUCAAAUGAAAGUGCUAAAGUCAUAUGCAUGUUCAUAUUCAGUCUUUGUAUAGUAUUGACAAAAAUACCACAUUUACUGUGACAGAUAUCAUGAGUGCCUGUUAACUGGGUGCCUUUUAAACAAUCAUGGCAUACUAAAAUACAAGAUAUAGUUACAGAAGUACAUGAAUCUAACAUUUAAAUGAUUUUUGGUCUUUUACCUUAAAUAGUUUUCUCUUGUUUUUCAGCAGUCACAUACAACCUAUAUACGUGUCUGCUAUUCUAGGUUUAGGUUAUGCAGAAAUCAUACUUUUCCGCUGUUAGUUUUAUGUAAAUGAUGAGAGAAGCCUAGGAAUUUUAUGCAACAGUGCUUGUUCAAAGCUCUUUAGGAAAGCUCUUUUCUAUUUGCAUCCUAUCAGGUGUCUCGGCCAAUCAGACCAAUAUCACACUAAAUGCAUUCUAGUUCUCCAAAUCCACUUCAGUUUGAAGGACAGCUUCUUGCUAAAUCUUCUUUUCACUCACAGUUAUUGCAGACAGUCCUUGUUAACAAAGGUUGUCACACAACAGUGAUGAACAAGUUAAAGGCAAAACUUGAUAAAAUAACAUACCAUUACAAAAGAAUCAGCUUUUACUAAAUCUUGGUUAUACUGUGGUUAUAAAGUAUCAUAAACUACAGUAGGCUACAAAUCUAAUGAAUAACCUAGAUUUAUAAAUGCUGUAAAAUAAUUUAUAGGUUAAUGAUGCUUGAUGCCUUCAUUAAUAUGAAUGAAUUUAAAACAAUUUUACAUGUUUACAAGCAUAAUUAUUUUCCUAUUUUAACCAUAUACUUUUAACCAUGUGUUGUUUAUAGACACUUUUAUAAUUUAAUAUAAAAUUAUAGCAUUUUAUAAUUUUAUAACAAGCAUUUUUAUAAUUUUCUACAGCAUGCUUGAAAUUAAAGCUGCAAUCCAAACUGUUGCCUCUCUGUCGCAUCUCAGUUUGAAACGUGGCAAGUUACUUAUCUUUAUGCGUGUUUAAAGUAACUGGCAUGUCCUGUGAAAUCCGACAAGUGCACCCGAAUUAAAAAUAUUAUAAACUGUGAAUCGUGGUAGAGUGAACCCCUUUCAACACUGAAGGCUUAUGUACUUGCUUAAUAACAGUUUUUAAUAGUUAUGGAUUGCAGCUUUAAAUAUUGGACUAGAAGAUUAUUCAUUUACAUCAAAUGAUAAAGAAUUAUACAAACCAAAAUCAGUUGAUCCUGAAAUUCUUCCUCAGACUAGGUUUUUUUUUGCAGGGAUGCCAUAGAAGAACCAUUUUCUUACUCUUUUAUGGUCUUGUAAAGCUAUAUGACAACAUCUCUAUAUCAGCGGGGUUAACCUGCUGAGGCGGCCGCAGGACAUCGAAGUCAUACUGAUAUUGAGGUUUAACAUCACUACUGUGAGUGUGAUAUCACUUUUAUAGAAGGUCUACCAAGUUGUACACCGUAAAAAAACUAAUUUUACAGAAUUUUCUGUUUUUUAACAGAUUUUCCAUAUAUAAUGUAUACGGAUAUAUAUAAUUUUACGGAAUAUUUCUGUUAUUAACAGAUUUUUUUUGACUACGGCAAAAAUAGUAAAAUUACAGAAAAAGAUAACUAGUUAAAGUUUUCUUUAAUUUAAAAGAAAACUGAGAAAACAUGUCAUUUUACAAUGGAAAAAAAAGUAAUUUUACAUUUUUUCAGCUGCCAGAAAAAAAUUGCUAGAAUUUUUAUUUUUUUAAGGGAUUUUUUACAGUGUUCCAAGACAUUAAUAUCAGGUUGUUUUUAGAUCACAACAUUCCAAUCAUUUCUUAUCAUGGAUUCCAGGGUUCUAUAGAUGUUACAGGUUUUUCAUUGUGUUGUUCACAACACACCCUGCCAAAGAACCAUUUAGAUGUGAGGUCACUGUAAAUAAACUGUUACAGAUGUACUGCAACUGGUUGUUUUGCACUUUCAUUAACAUAGAAGUCAAUAGGUUUAUAUCUCACUGAAGGUGCAGAAGUUCACUGCAUUAAUAAAUGGAUGUUUCAACUACUUCAGUAUCUCAGUUAGUAGAAUGUACAUACAUCUACAUACACAAGCAUGUAUUUACUUACAGUACAUUUAUGUGCUUUUGAUUUUUUUGUUUGCAUAUAAUACCAGUGUAAUGUUAUACAUAAGACAUUAUAUUGUUAUGUUGUACAUUACAGUGUAUCUAGAGUAAGGUCGUGUAUCUAAAAACGUUUCUCAUAUAUAUAGCCAAAUAAAAAAAUCAGUAGUGUCAAAGAUAAAACAUUCAUGCUGUUCAGAAUGAAGAGAUUAUCUAACCUGCAAAUCAAAUAAAAGUUGAAG